CAAUUCUUCACCCUCAAGUCUUGUGAGGUAGACACUCAUACACCAGUCCUCAUCAUGUUGUCCAACUCCCUUCUCGCUGCCGCUGGGCUCCUGGCCUUGACCAACGCUCAAACCUUUCCCAUUCCCGAUUUGAGCGGCGACGUUUUCUGCGAUGGCACUGUCCGUCCCGAUUAUUCGGCAUGUGACGACCUCAUUCCCGAGACUUUCGACAACGCCGUCGCCGGCCCCGGAUUCAACGAGGGCACCACCUGGACCAACGACGGAUGCCAGCUUCGCUACAUCCGUUGCGCCGGACCGGAAGGUUCUACUUUCGAGAGCGAUGUGUCGGCCGACUACCCCCACAUCAAACGCCAAUGCGCCGAGUUUCCGGCUGGUGGCAUUUUCCGCUGGGGCGACGGCUGUGUCGUCGUGCAGACAGAGGACAACCCCCUUGCCCCCGACAACAGCGCCCAGGCUACCAAGCGUGAAGUGCCUGAGAGGGAGAGCAAACUCGAACGCCGAGAGCUUGUUGCUAGCCUAGACGAGAGACAGACAUGCCCAACUGUCGAUUGCUACGAGUACACUGAGCAGGUCUUCAUUGACAAUGUCCGCGGUCUCCAGGAGCGUGUUUGCGAUAACAUCCUCCCUGAUGGAGCUCGGUGUGAUAAGACCAAGUCGGUGACCGUCACCGACACUUAUACAGUCGAGUUUGGAGUUGAAGCGUCAGUCAUCAAGGACGUCAUCUCUGCCUCGGCGUCUUUCAGCUACUCAGAGUCCGAAGCUGUGACCGAGUCGCUGACCACCGCAAUCACUGUCAACUGCGACGGGAGGAGCGGCUACAUUGUUUGGUAUCCUCUCAUGCAGGUGAGCCGUGGCGAGUGCCGAAAGGGAACGAGCUCGGCUUGCAACGGUGUGGCUUGCUUCUCGGAUGAGGUUUCGUCGUGCGAGAUGCGGGUUCCCAUCGUUGCUCAGGACGGGAAGCUGAGUGGUGAGUACGACGUCCAGUGCAUCUGAAGCAGCUGGUCUAGUGGGUGACUGCAAAUGGGAAGUGCCAGCGGGGACUGUCGAUAGGAGCCGUAGAUUGCAUCGAAUUGGAUGAAUAAGAUGCAGUCAAAUGGACUGUUGAAGAGAACGCUUGGCUGUGAUCUAAACUUGGACGUGGCGAAGGAUGGAUGCGGUUGAUACUCAAAGAC
Messenger RNA from Emericellopsis atlantica, 1172 nucleotides. RefSeq lists its product as uncharacterized. Lineage: Eukaryota; Fungi; Ascomycota; Sordariomycetes; Hypocreales; Bionectriaceae. The coding region runs from base 55 to 993 and encodes 312 amino acids. The transcript has a single exon. The record is from RefSeq and is a predicted model, not a curated record.